AUGGAACUCGAGGAAAACGCACCAGCUCCAGGUAAUACGGGCAGUAACAAUCAAAAAACUCCAAAACCUCCACCAAUAUAUGCAGUAAAGACAGACAUCCAGGCAAUUAUAAAAAUUAUCAAAUCCACGCAAAUUCCUGAAACAGUAUUUGCUGUUAAGGAGGUUAACAAAGAGAAUCAUACCAUAUACAUCAACCAGCUAGAAUACCACCAAGAAAUAGUCAACAAACUGAGGGCAGAAUCCUCUUCCAAUUAUACUCUACCAGCAGAGAAGAGCAAUGUUCACCAUUACAGUGCUACAGCAAAUAGGAGCGAGCCCCACUUCAACAAUAAUCAACAAUCUUGUCAGCCUCCAAAAUGGAUUCAAGAUUUCAAAAACGAAAUAGCCUCGCUUUUCUCCAAUCAGCUGCAGACGCUUGCAGCACAGAUAGCAUCCAAUACUACUGGAGAUAUUAAUGCAAGGCGAAAAGCAUGGGGAGAUAGGUUACACAACCAACGGGGUAGGUACAUGAGACAAUGGGAAGAUUCCUUCGGAAUCACCUUUAAACUAAAAAUAAUUACAUCCUCAGAGUCCACUUUCAAGCCACAUAAUUCAUUUCUUGAUAUCUGUCUAGCAGACGCGAGGCUUAAAUUAGAUAAUGCUUUAAAUGGAAAAGCACAAACCCUACCAUACGAUAGUGAGCAUGCUGCAAUUUCAGUUACAUUUGAGCUUUCAAAUGACAACACUCCGCUUUGGAACCCGGUCCCUGAACAAUAUCGCUUUAAUUUCAAAGCCACUAACUGGCAAAUAGACAGUAAUCUGGAACACAUCAAUAACGUUAUCCACAAUACAAUAAUCAGUACUGUUCCUAAAAUCAAACCUGGCAAUAGCAUUCAUAGAUAUUUAAAUCAUAACAUACGCAAACUUUUAAAGAUAAAGAGUUAUCCCGUUUCUCUGUUGCACGACCUCCAUAUAACAGAUCCGCAUUCAUCUAGAACUAUAUCAGUAAUUGCUAAAGAAGCUCUAAAAGACACUUCUAGAGCUAUACAGUUAGAAUUCAAAAUCUCUACGGACAAAUACUGGAACAACAAAAUUAAGAAAAUAGACUAUAGUAAUCGUGAAGCUUUUUUCUCCAAAAUUAAUGCAAUUUUUAGAGCCAAGCAGAUUUCUCAUAUUGAAAACCUUCAUGUUAAACUCAAUGAUUCAGGUACCUUGUUAAGAAGCAAGUGCGACCUUAAUAAUGUUCAUAAAACUGCAAAUAGUUACAUUUUUACAGCCCCACAAGAUAAGUUAAAUAUAAUAGGAUCAUUCUAUGAAGCAAUCAACUCACCUCGUUACCUCAAUACUAACACACCUCUCAAACAAGUAGUAGACGCUACAGCUGAGGACAUUAAAAACAGAUUUAAGAAUUCUAGAGACUCGGUUUCCACUAUCACACUAUUCAAUAGAGACAAUGUAGCCAGCAAUCCUAAUCCGCCAGAUACUCAACCGCAGCCUUUUUGUAGCCUUGGGUCGAUUGAACUCAUCUUAAAGAGCCUUCCAAACAAAACGUCGAGUGGCCUCGAUAACAUACCUCCCAUAGUAUUAAAGCACUUGCCGAGAAAUAUGAAAUUUGAUCUAAUCAUACUAUUCAACAACUCUAUAAAUCACCACUACUUCCCUAAAAUUUGGAAAAGGGCUAAAGUCCUUCCUAUCCUAAAAAAAAAUAAGAAUCCCAGCGACCCUUCCAGCUACCGUCCUAUCAAUCUAACACCCAGCCUAACCAAGGUUUUCGAAUCAAUUAUUAACUCCAAUAUAAAUGAAUUUUGCAAUAUUAAUAAAAUCAUACCAGAUCAUCAAUUUGGUUUUAAACACCAGCAUUCGACAACACACGCGAUCCAUAAAUUCAUGUCAGAUCUCAACACACUAGUCGCUAAAAGCCAAAUUGUAGGAGCAGCUUUUUUAGAUAUAGAGAAGGCGUUUGACUCAGUAUGGUUGAACGGCCUUCUGUAUAAAUUGAAUAAGAAGCAGUGUCCUACCUGGCUUAUAUACCAAAUAUGGGACAUGAUUAACAAUAAUACUUUCCUCACAUGGGAUGGUGAAAACCUAUCUACCGAGGAAUUUAGAAUUACGGAGGGACUGCAACAGGGAACGGUCAACUCUCCCAUAUUAUUUAAUAUACUCUUGAGUGACCUGCCCAGGCUAUUUAAUCUUAACGAAAAUAGGAAAUCAUCUGCUCUAGCUUCUGCCGACGACUUAAUUGUAUAUACUUAUGGCAACAAGGUUAAAACGGUACGAGAUAACCUUGAAGAGAUAGUGGAAAAAAUAAACCAAUAUUACGUGGCAUGGAACUUGAGAUUGAAUCCCAGUAAAUGUGAAACUAUAUUGUUCAGGAAACCUCUAGAUAAUUUAUCUUCAAAAGUAAAAGCGGGAAGUAGAGAAUUUCAAAUUUGCACAACAAUCCCCAGUACAAUUAAUAAAGAAAAUAUUCCUCAUAAAAAGGUAGUUAAGUAUUUAGGCAUUCACAUAGAUUAUCUGCUCAGAGGUAAUAAGCAUAUUGACAUUCAAAUUAACAAAGCCAAAAUAGCAUUUCAAUCUAAUUGCAGAAUUUUCUAUAACAAAUACCUAUCCAAUAAAACAAAAGUUAUACUAUAUAUGCUACUUGUCAGACCUAUUUUAACUUACGCUGCACCCAUAUGGUGGAAUUGUAACAACACAGUUGUGGAGAAAAUACGAAUGUUUGAGAGAAAAUGCCUAAGAGCUUGCAUACGAAUUAACAGAUCUCAGCAGUCAGAUUGGCAACAUUUCAUUAAUAAUAAAACUAUAUACAACAAAGCUGGUAUUCCAAGGAUAGAUUCAUUUAUCAUAAAACUCACAAGAGAUUACUUUAGCAAACUUCCGUUGAUUAAGAACAGUAUAUUGCAGACCCUUUCAAUACAUGAUCCCAUUCUCUCACAACGACAAAUCACCAAUGGAUAUUUGUCGCCUCAGGCUUUUAUACAUUGUGAUAAAUUAGGUUUAAUACAAAAUGCGUAUAAUAUAAAUCUCAUUUAUCAUUGGAGAAGAAACAAAGCGAAUAAAAGAAUUGCGUUUCACCAUUCGGACUUUAAUAUAAAUAAUAAUAACUUUAAGUUUUCAUUGGCAUUACCUGACAUUGAUAUUAUGGACUUUCAUAGACUUAAUUUUAAAAAGUAUUGGUGGUUGUCGAUCAAUGAUAAUCAUAUAGCUGACCUUAGAGAACGUAGAAUAAGUUCUCUAAGACUAUAUUAG
Dufourea novaeangliae is the source of this 3228-nucleotide messenger RNA. Its product is annotated as RNA-directed DNA polymerase from mobile element jockey-like. Bases 1 to 3228 code for a protein of 1075 amino acids. The record is from RefSeq and is a predicted model, not a curated record. NCBI's taxonomy places the organism in Eukaryota, Metazoa, Arthropoda, Insecta, Hymenoptera, Halictidae. Gene Ontology annotation, molecular function: catalytic activity. The transcript has 4 exons.